AUGUAUGUGUAUUGGCCGAACAUUGAUGAUCAUGUUUCGGCUUUAGUGCGAUCUUGUUCUGAAUGUGCGUCCGUGGCCAAAACCGAUACUAAAACGAAACUCGAAUCGUGGCCUAUCCCUGAAAAACCUUGGCAAAGAGUGCAUUUGGAUUUUGCGGGACCAAUCAAUGGAACAUAUUAUCUCCUGUUGAUAGAUUCAUUGUCGAAGUGGCCAGAAGUGAUCUCCACGAACCGAAUCACUACGACAGCCACUAUUGCUAUUCUGCGUCAGAUUUUCAGCCGAUUCGGUAUGCCUGAGGUUCUAGUGUCCGAUAAUGGAACCCAACUAACAAGUGAUGCGUUUGAGAGAUUUUGCGAAGCAAAUGGGAUCAUGCAUCUAAAAACGGCACCUUUCCAUCCCCAAAGUAAUGGGCACGUGGAACGGUUCGUAGACACAUUCAAGCGGACCAUGAAGAAAAUCCAAGCCGGUGGAGAACCACUAGAAGAAGCGCUUGAUACAUUUUUACUUUGCUAUAGAUCCACACCAUGUCGAAAUACUCCAGGGGGGAAAUCUCCCGCCGAAGUGCUUUUGGGCAAACCACUGCGGACGUCGUUUGAACUUCUUCGUCCGCCAAGCAGAUUCUUCAAGGAUAACAAUCUGAAACAAAAUAAACAGUUCGAUGCUAAACAUGGAGCAAAAAGCAAAUCUUUUGAUGUGAAGAGUAAGGUGUACGCCCAAGUGCACUCUGGAAACAAAUGCAACUGGAUUCCUGGAGAAAUUGUCGAACGAGUCGGCAGAGUAAUGUACAAUGUGUGGCUUCCGGAACUGCAACGGCUAAUUCGCUCACAUAGUAACCAGCUACGGACACGGUAUGGAGAUGAAACGAGUGACUCGCGAGAAGCAGAACCGGUCGUUCCACUGGACAUUCUUCUUGGUGCCUGGGGGAUCAGUCCUACUAAGCCAAGUGAUACUACGAUCGAAGUUGGACCACCACCAGUUGCAGCUGAAGAAUUAAACGAACUACAGCGUGAAUUCUUAAGAGAGCUUAUGGGCCUGCAAGACGACAAUCCUCGACCUCGGUUACCAAAAAGGCAGCCUGUUUUAGAUCCAGAGUUACACCGCCGAUCGACACGCCAGCGUAGGGCCCCAGUUCGUUACGAGCCUUACCAAGUCUACUAA
This is a messenger RNA of Sabethes cyaneus, 1158 nucleotides long. RefSeq lists its product as uncharacterized. Gene Ontology annotation, biological process: DNA integration. Lineage: Eukaryota; Metazoa; Arthropoda; Insecta; Diptera; Culicidae. Gene Ontology annotation, molecular function: nucleic acid binding. The record is from RefSeq and is a predicted model, not a curated record. The transcript has a single exon. Bases 1 to 1158 code for a protein of 385 amino acids.